AAAUGAAUUUAUUGACUCCUUAUUACCAGAAAUCUCAGUUCUGUCACUCUACUCUAUCAGUUUGAAUGGCCGCCAACGCACUUCCUGGAACUGUCUGAAGUUUACAUGAAUCACGUGACAACCAAACAUUUCGAACUUCCGUAGUCGCAACUCUCUCUUUAUGGCUCUGGUCUGGACGAAAAUGUAGACAAACUUGUUUGACUGUUUGCACUUUUAUUUUAUUUUCUGGUGUCUCUCCCGCCCUCCCUCUUUCACAUACGCGGAAGUUGCCAGGAAUAAAACGAAAACAGGUAGAUCUUCUCGUCCUUAACAAACGCUUCCUUCUUUCUUUUUAAACAAGAAGUUUAACUUUUUAAACGCAGGAGGACCGAUGUUUUAAACGUUUUUUAAACCCUGCUGAGAAAAUAUAGUUUAGUGAAAGUACAAGCUAACGACAUGGCAGACUACAGUGACGAGGACAUCACAGACAAGCCAUCUCUUCUAGAAAAAGACUUGACUUGUCCUGUGUGCAAAGACAUUUUUAGGGAACCCGUGUUGCUCUCGUGUAGCCACAGUUUCUGUCAGGAAUGCCUGGAGGGCAGCUGGAAGAACCAGUCGAAACAGCAGUGCCCGAUGUGCAGAAAAUGCUGCGACGGGGAGACACCGAUCCCUAACCGCGCAUUAAAUGACACCUGCGUAUCCUUUAAAAAGGAGAGGAACCUGAGAGGACAAGGUACUGGUGUAGAUGAGGUCAUCUGUGGUUUCCACCAGCGUCCCUUCCAGAUCUUCUGCAUUAAAGACGAGGAACCCGUGUGCGUCGAGUGCGCGACUCUUCAUCCGGGACACGAACUGGUGCCCAUAGAGCAAGGAGUGCCUUUCUGCAAGGAGGAGCUUAACAUGAAAAUCAAAAUACUGGAAAGUAAGCAGGAUUCCUUUAAAAGGAUGAAAAAAAGAUAUAAAGACACGGUCUCCUUUAUUGAGAGCCAGACUAAGAAUGCAGAGAAUCAAAUCAAAGAGGAGUUUGAAAGACUCCAUCAGGUCCUGCGUGAUGAGGAGACAUCGAGAAUAAAUGCUUUGUAUAGAGAAGAAAAUGAGAAGAAGCAAAUGAUGAAUGAGAAGAUUGAAAACAUCAGUCGCGAUAUCACAGCUCUUGCUAAAUUGAUUCAGUCAGUAAAGAGGGAAAUGGGAGACGAGGAUUUGACUUUUCUUCAGAAUUUCCAGAGCCUAAAAAGACGAACCCAGUGGACUGGUGAGGAACCAAAGAAGGUUCAAGGAGCUCUCAUCGACAUGGCCUUGCAUGUAGGCGCUUUGGGUUACAAAGUCUGGGAAAAGAUGCUGUCUCAUGUCACAUGUUUGCCUGUAAUCCUGGAUCCCAACACAGUCUCGCCCUGGCUCUCCAUAUCUUCUGAUUUUUCCAGUGUGCAACAGAGUCUGGAAAGACAGACUUUCCCAGACAACCCUGAGAGGUUUGAUCCCUGUGUUUUUGUCCUUGGCUCAGAGGGUUUCUCCUCAGGGCGGCACCGUUGGGAGGUCCGUGUGGCUGACCACCCCAAAUGGAUCUUGGGAGUAUGCAAGGAGUCAGUGGUUCGGAAGAGGAAGUUCACAGUAACAACGACAGCCGGAGUGUGGACCAUCGGUCUGAGUAAAGGAGUCUACAGUGCACUGUCCACUCCACGGACUGAGCUGAAUUUAGAGAGAAGGCCUGAAACCAUCAGGGUAAAGGUCAAUAUGGAGAAGGGAGAGGUGUCCUUCUGGGAUACAAGCAACAACAAGCACCUAUGUACAUAUAAUGAUAAGUUCACUGGAAAGCUGUUCCCCAUCUUUGGCCCAGGGCUCCAGAGCACACCCAUCACUAUCUUGCCUGCUAAAGUGACCAUACACAAACAAUAAGUAAAUUUGCUUUGUUUCUUUAACAUCAAAGCCUGGUGAGACUAAAGAGUCUAAAACCUUGCUACUUGGUUUGAACAGAAUUCAAGGAACAUUUCAGAUUCAGUAGAAGUUAAUCUCAGUCAACAGCAUUUCAAACAGCACGUCAGCCAUGACACUGUAAUGCCAUAAACCCUAAAGCCCUUAAAUGAGUGUAUUUUAAACAGUGUUACAGAUCAAAUAAAAGUUCUAAAAGAAGAAUGAAAUGUCAGUGCUUUUAUCAAAUGAUGAGCUUCUUAUUUCUGCUUUUAAAGCCUCAAAAAACUUAACCCGUUUCACUUCCAUUUCAAGUGCUGACCCAUAACAAUGAUCCUUAAUUUUUGCUUUUUCUUUUUAUGAAAACAAGGAACAAAUUGAAAUGAUUUUUUCUGGUAAUAACAUCAUGCCACAAAUGCUGUUGUUUGUGAAUAACUUGUACUGGACAUGGAAAAUUCCUUAAAAGGAAAAUAGGAAAUAAAGAAAUGGAUAUUCAAAGGAGGUGAACAGCAUAUGCUGAUAUAUUAUACCAAAGCAUGUCAUGAUUCAUUUUUUUUCUUCUCCAUAUUAUGUUGGUGUGAUUUGCUAUGUCAGGGUGGAGGUAUUUUUUUUCCUUGUCCUCCAAUGUGAAUGGCUUAAUUGCUGCUAAAACACUAUUGAUUGUUCAGUAGAGAAUGUCUUUCAUAUCAAUCAACUUAAAAUGCCUCUGUUAUGCCUUUUCGAAUAUUACCUUUCAUGCAGUGCGUCAUGUAACUGUAUGUGAACAUAAACUAUCUGCAAAGUUGUGAAGCCAGCAGUGCAGAUAAAAAAUGUUAUUGUCUAUCAAAAAAAGUAAUGGCUACUUGCUUCAUUUAAAAACAUGAGAUACAGUGUGAUGGGGAAAAACCGCUAUAAAGUCUUGAGACAUGUUUUUUAAAAGUGUGCGUUCCAUUCUGUGAUGGUUGAGCAAAAGAUGGAAGCAAAAGAUUCAGAAGUCUGUCCGACAUCAGUUUCAUGAGGUGCCUUCGUGCAAAAUCACUGCCAGCAAAGUCAUUGCCUCAUACGGGAGCGAGGCAGCAAGUCAGCUGCCUAAGUUUUCGGAUGCAGCCGUCUUGUGCGAGACGCGAGUGACGCUGAUAGAUGUCCCUCUAGAAAAUGUGAUAAAUAUGCCUUCUGUGUGUACGGCUUGGUUUCAGUUUUGAGGUAAACAACAUCUCCACACUGAUGUUCUCGUUUUCUGCAAUAUACUGAAUGAACAACGUAGCAGCGCCGCGCCGCAUCUAGUGGGUUCAACUGGACAGGCUAGCAAAAGCAGUGACACUAGUGGUGUACUUCGCGCGCCACUGAUAAAGGCUGCCUGAUGCAGACCUCAAAUUCGAAUGCAAAAAAAAAAAAAUUUCAACGAAUAUUCGAAAUUCGAAUUGUUUAAUGACAGCCCUACAGCUUUUGAUAUUAGCGGGUGACAGUUAAAGAACCAACAUAUAAUUAAAUAAUAACAAUAAAAAAAUGAUCUCGGUUAUCAGACUGAAUGUGGGUUUUUUUCUGUCUACAGCAGCAUUUCAGUUUAAUGU
Messenger RNA from Cyprinus carpio (common carp), 3431 nucleotides. RefSeq names its product zinc-binding protein A33. Gene Ontology annotation, molecular function: protein binding; zinc ion binding. The record is from RefSeq and is a predicted model, not a curated record. NCBI's taxonomy places the organism in Eukaryota, Metazoa, Chordata, Actinopteri, Cypriniformes, Cyprinidae.